This is a messenger RNA of Malaya genurostris, 1002 nucleotides long. RefSeq lists its product as uncharacterized. Gene Ontology annotation, molecular function: catalytic activity. The transcript has a single exon. Lineage: Eukaryota; Metazoa; Arthropoda; Insecta; Diptera; Culicidae. The record is from RefSeq and is a predicted model, not a curated record. Bases 1 to 1002 code for a protein of 333 amino acids.
AUGGAGAUAAUUCAGAUAAACCUAAAUCAUUGCGACACUGCACAGCAACUGUUGAGGCAGUCAACAACAGAAGCAAAGUGCGACGUUGCGAUUAUUGCAGAGCCGUAUCGAGUUCCUCUCGGUAACAACAACUGGGUGGCAGAUAGUACGAGAACGACUGCUAUACAUGUGACUGGAAGAUGUCCUAUUCAGGAAGUGGUUGCAAGCACGUACGAAGGUUUCGUCAUCGCCAAAAUCAACGGCAUCUUCGUAUGCAGCUGCUAUGCACCCCCAAGGUGGACAGCGGAGAAAUUCGAUCGGAUGCUGGAGGAGUUAACCGACAAUCUGGUUGGACGCGGGCCAGUACUGAUCGGCGGAGACUUCAAUGCGUGGGCCGUGGAGUGGGGUAGCAGGCUAACCAACGCUAGAGGUUACAGCCUGCUGGAAGCGCUAGCGAAGUUGGAGGUACAACUGUGCAACGCUGGCACCGUUAGCACAUUCAGGAAAGACGGGCGGGAGUCGAUCAUCGACAUUACCUUUUGUAGCCCAUCGAUGACGCGCAGCAUGAACUGGAGAGUAAGCGAAGAGUAUACCCAUAGUGAUCACCAGGCGGUCUGCUACAGCGUUGGCCAACGGAACCCCACGGCCAUACAGGGAAGCAGAACAUGCGAGCGAAAGUGGAAGACGAAGGCCUUCAACAAGGACCUCUUCGUCGAAGCACUUCGUGCGAACAGCGACACUCCAGACAUGGAUGUGGUAGAGCUGACAAGAGUGAUUACAAGGGCAUGCGACACUACAAUGCCACGAAAACGGGAGCCAAGGUACAGACGGCGUCCUACACAUUGGUGGAACGAGACACUCGGCACCCUCCGUGCUGCCUGCCUAAGAGCCAGAAGACGCUACCAGAGGGCAAGAAUCCUCCCGGAUAGAGAGGAGCGGAAGUUGGCGUUCCAGGAGGCCAGAGCCGCAUUUAAAAAGGAGAUAAUCGUGAGCAAGUCGAACUGCCACAAGGAGCUAUGCUGA